Abrus precatorius (Indian licorice) is the source of this 494-nucleotide messenger RNA. RefSeq names its product 60S ribosomal protein L36-3-like. Gene Ontology annotation, cellular component: ribosome; cytosolic large ribosomal subunit. The record is from RefSeq and is a predicted model, not a curated record. Gene Ontology annotation, biological process: cytoplasmic translation. The coding region runs from base 159 to 494 and encodes 111 amino acids. Lineage: Eukaryota; Viridiplantae; Streptophyta; Magnoliopsida; Fabales; Fabaceae. Gene Ontology annotation, molecular function: structural constituent of ribosome. The transcript has 3 exons.
CAGGUACCUAAAGCCUCUUCCUUUCACUCUUGUUUUCGCGCCUUCGAUCUCUUUUUUGUGGCAUUCGAUAUUAUUAACGUUGCUACUAGAUUAUUGUUUAAACCGUGGAAAAUGGUUGUGUGGUUAUUGAAUUGGGGAUUGUUGUUUGAAUCAGGGAAAUGGCACCAAAACAGCCAAGUACGGGUCUUUUUGUUGGAUUGAAUAAGGGUCACGUUGUUACCAAGAAGGAUCUUCCUCCUCGCCCCUCCGAUCGCAAAGGGAAAACAAGCAAACGGGUGCACUUUGUGAGGAACCUCAUCCGUGAGGUUGCAGGUUUUGCACCAUAUGAAAAGCGUAUAACUGAGUUGCUCAAGGUUGGGAAAGAUAAGAGGGCACUGAAAGUUGCCAAGAGAAAGCUUGGAACCCAUAAACGUGCAAAGAAGAAGAGAGAGGAGAUGUCUAACGUUCUCAGAAAGAUGAGGUUGGCUGGUGGAGCCGGUGAUAAGAAGAAGUAG